CUGGACGGCGUCAGUAUGCAGGUAUCAGAACGUGAUGGUGGAGUGUCCACAGGGAAUGGAUUAGACAGCGUGACAGCAUCUGAUGCCCAACAAGUUUCGCCCUCUCACCCUAAGCCUCCUUCCUUGGACCUCUUUAAUCUGGUAGUAUCUUAUAAGCAACUAGAGCUGUACCUGGAACCACUGCAGGAUGUUGCUGAAGGAGUGUGGUUCCUCCUCAGCUGGCAGAUGCCCUUCUGCUCUCUCCUUACUUGUUUGGGCGUCAACUUUCUGCUGCUUACUCUGAGUGAAGCUGCUUGGUAUGGGCUGUGUGCCCUGCUAAUCUCAGUGCCUGCCAUGCUCGGCUAUCUACAGGAAACAUGCCGUAUCCGUCUUACUGAAGAGCAGCUGGCACGCCGUAGGUAUCACAGUGUGCGGCGAGAAGAUGUGAGAAAAGUUCAACUUUCUCGAAAUGAGGCUGUGGCUGAAGUUAAAGGCUUCCUGAUCCGAUUAGAAGCCCUCCUGAACAGGCUCUGUGGUGGCUGUGAAGCAGCUUACCGCGUCUUCUUCUGGGAGAACCGUACUGUCUCCUCCCAGUUUUAUGGGAUGCUGAUGGGUUCAGUUUGUGCCCUUUACCUGCUGCCCCUCUGCUGGAUCUUUGUUCUUCUUAAUAGUGCCGUUUUCUUUCGAAAUGUGGCAUUUUAUCAAGUAAUGCUGGACCUAAAGUCAGCUGUAGAGCAGCGCUUGGGCUUCAAAUCCAUCCCUGUGGCUCCAGAGCCGGAAGAGCUGGAUCUUGGAGAAGUGGAAGCUACUGUCUUGGCAGACUGGACACCUACCCUGACUGGGACUGAGGACCUAACUCCUGGUAGUGUGGAGGAAGCAGAGGAAGCAGAACCUGAUGAUGAAUUCAAGGAUGCAAUUGAG
This is a messenger RNA of Protobothrops mucrosquamatus (brown spotted pit viper), 900 nucleotides long. RefSeq names its product protrudin-like. The annotation marks the transcript as partial. The transcript is spliced from 8 exons. The record is from RefSeq and is a predicted model, not a curated record. Lineage: Eukaryota; Metazoa; Chordata; Lepidosauria; Squamata; Viperidae. Gene Ontology annotation, biological process: endoplasmic reticulum tubular network formation; vesicle-mediated transport; neurotrophin TRK receptor signaling pathway. Gene Ontology annotation, cellular component: endoplasmic reticulum tubular network; growth cone membrane.